Molecule: messenger RNA, 641 nt
Organism: Eutrema salsugineum
Lineage: Eukaryota; Viridiplantae; Streptophyta; Magnoliopsida; Brassicales; Brassicaceae
Product: 40S ribosomal protein S27-2
Exons: 4
Coding region: 151-405 (84 amino acids)
Biological process (GO): translation; ribosomal small subunit assembly
Cellular component (GO): cytosolic small ribosomal subunit; ribosome
Molecular function (GO): structural constituent of ribosome; RNA binding
Source: RefSeq, a predicted model, not a curated record
ACCGUUUUGUCACAAAGACAUAUAGUUCCUCCUCCCUUCAGUAAUUCUGCGCAGCCGCAUGGUAGAAUAAGUUAGGCUGAAUUCUCCGUCUCGUUGCUUCUAAGAUUUCACCAAGUCGUCGUCAUCUUCGUCGCGUUUCCGCAAGCAAUCAUGGUUCUCCAAAACGACAUCGAUCUGCUCAGUCCUCCUGCUGAGCUCGAGAAGAGAAAGCACAAGCUCAAGCGUCUCGUGCAAUCUCCUAACUCCUUCUUCAUGGACGUUAAGUGCCAAGGAUGCUUCAACAUAACCACUGUGUUCAGCCAUUCUCAAACAGUUGUAGUGUGUGGAAACUGUCAGACAGUUCUGUGCCAGCCCACCGGUGGUAAAGCGAGGCUCACAGAGGGAUGCUCUUUCAGGAAGAAGUGAGGGUAAGAUUCCAUCAAAUCAUCAUCUUUCCACAGAUUUUGCUGCGAGAGAAAUGAGAUCUUCAUUCAGUUUGAUUUUCUUGUUUAGUAAUUAGUAUAAUGUCAAUUACGUUUGUUUUUCUUUGCUUAUGAGAAAGAUUUUGAAGGAACGAAACUAUUGCAUCAGUUGUCUUGUUUCUUGUUCAUGUUUGCAUAUAAAUUGUUGUCAUUCGCUGAAUAGAAGGAAAAUUACUACUC